Fimicolochytrium jonesii is the source of this 1551-nucleotide messenger RNA. RefSeq lists its product as uncharacterized. Lineage: Eukaryota; Fungi; Chytridiomycota; Chytridiomycetes; Spizellomycetales; Powellomycetaceae. The transcript has a single exon. The record is from RefSeq and is a predicted model, not a curated record. The coding region runs from base 1 to 1551 and encodes 516 amino acids.
AUGCCGACCAGCGCCAGUUCGGUAUCGAGGUCGCUUCCCGAUAUAAGCGUCAAUUCCAGAGCUCAAAGUGGGAGUCGACCGUCCGCGGCCGGGGUGAAUAUCGUUGGAAGGCCUCGGAAUCCAAGUUCGGGCAGCUCGCGCACUCGCCUGCCGGCUGCCAAACCGGACAGUGAGCAGGUGGAGCACGCGCGGAACUAUGUUCCUGACAAUAAUGGGGUGCGGCAACGGAGUUCGCAGGUUGGAGAGAUGAGGGUUCGGAGUCUGGAGGUGUUGAACAAUACAAGGCCAACGGGCAGGAGACGUUUAUUACUGCCCCCUCGUGAGAACGCUGUGGGAGACUUUUCGACGAGGAGAGCCAGAGGAGCAAGCACUGGGGAGCGUUCGAUAGGUGUGAAUGGGCCCGAAGCUGUAUCGGGAGAGCAGACGACCAGGUUACCCUUGCUGGUUGUGGAAACGCCGAAAGAGGAGUCCACACGGUUAGCGAAAGGCGUGGAAACGGAUGCAGGAGCGCGUAAGCCAGAGACGGGUGCAGAAAAGCGGAGCAGCAAUGAGCCGGCGACAAAAAAUGAAACCUCAGGGUCGGAUGAAGCGUUGAAUGCAGCAUAUGCGUCAACGGAGCCUGUAAGCAAUGUCACAGAACAUCGGUCGUCCCUGGGUGGGCGAUACAUGGUGGUUCGCCCCUGGGGCUCACGGAUUCGAAGCAAUCCAGAUUUGAGUGGGGGUGCAGAUGCAAGCAACGAAACAGAUACGGACGCAUCUGCUCGACGGCGUUCAACCAGCUCUCGUGUCCAGCCAACCAUCUGGCGAGUCAACAGCGCUGGGGAAAUCGUACGUACAUUGGGUGGACCACCGCAGCCAGUGGAAGCCACCCUAUGCCGCCCGCCAUCAAGUUUAGCUUCGCAAAUUUCAUUAGAGAAUGCUCUGAACGGCACAUACACAUCCCCCAACACGCUUUCAGCUUUGAAGUGCAGAUACCCCACUUACGCCGCACCGUUCCGUGCCAGUCAUUCCUUUGCUUAUGCAUCCACGUCUACACUCGCGCUGGAUGAUCCAUUCCAUACCAUGGUGAUGGACGCACCACAAAGGCGACUGAUACAUUUGGCGUCAAGAACAUUGGCUGGAAUGGCAAAGGGGUUGUCGACAACGACUGCAACCACGACGCUCGCGUCUCCAUCAUUGUUCAUACCAUUGCCAUUACUGCGGUGGGCGGCCAUAGAUCCCGAAGAGGCAGCACAGGAUAUCAUCAACAGCGCCGACAGCGAUGAUGGCACAGGCCCCUCAUCAGACAGUCCGCGGACGGAUGUAUUCACAGAUUUUGAGCGCACAGAUGUUGUUAGCAGACAACGCUCUACGCACCGAGAAGCGCUCAGCCUACCAGGCACAGCACGCCCAUCGUCAAGCGUGAAUGGACUGGAGAUGAUGUUGAUGUUGUUGGAAGGGUUGGAACCUCUGUUGCGUAGUGGUAGCGGAUCCUCGUCUGAAACACAACCUGGAAGACGGGAAGGUCGCAGCGCCAAUCGAUUCUUUUCUUCUCUUGCAGAUAGACAUUAG